Molecule: messenger RNA, 240 nt
Organism: Geodia barretti
Lineage: Eukaryota; Metazoa; Porifera; Demospongiae; Tetractinellida; Geodiidae
Source: the annotation of a GenBank genome assembly
ACAAAACACCUAGUCUUCAGUAGGUCCACCCUUCAUCUUGUGUGUAAGGAGAAAGUGGGGUUGGUCUUACUUUACGAGGCCACAAAACACCUAGUCUUCAGUAGGUCCACCCUUCAUCUUGUGUGUAAGGAGAAAGUGGGGUUGGUCUUACUUUACGAGGCCACAAAACACCUAGUCUUCAGUAGGUUCACCCUUCAUCUUGUGUGUAAGGAGAAAGUGGGGUUGGUCUUACUUUACGAG